Molecule: messenger RNA, 3725 nt
Organism: Stegodyphus dumicola
Lineage: Eukaryota; Metazoa; Arthropoda; Arachnida; Araneae; Eresidae
Gene: Past1
Product: putative achaete scute target 1
Biological process (GO): endosomal transport; endocytosis
Cellular component (GO): plasma membrane; cytoplasm
Molecular function (GO): calcium ion binding; GTP binding; protein binding
Source: RefSeq, a predicted model, not a curated record
GUUUAAGUUGUCAACAGUUACAGACUAAAGAGUACUCAGUAGGGACUUUGUAUAGCAUUUAGCGCGUCAAAAUGUUUAGCUGGCUAAGCAGAGACGAGAGUCGUCGACGAGAACCAGAAUUAUAUAAUACUGUAGUUGAUGGCUUACGGAAAAUUUAUAAAAGUAAGAUAUUACCUUUAGAGGAACAUUAUCUCUUUCAUGAAUUUCAUUCGCCGCCGUUAGAUGAUCCGGAUUUCGAUGCUAAACCAAUGAUACUGCUUGUCGGCCAAUAUUCAACAGGAAAAACUACAUUUAUUAGGUACUUACUGGAGAAGGAUUUUCCAGGUAUUAGAAUUGGACCUGAACCGACUACCGAUCGUUUUAUCGCUGUGAUGUAUGGAACUCAAGAAACUGUCAUUCCAGGAAAUGCAUUAGUCGUUGAUCCUAAAAAGCAAUUCCGACCUCUUUCAAAGUUCGGGAAUGCCUUUCUGAACAGGCUACAGUGUUCAAUGGUAAAUUGUGAUGUUUUACAAAGUUUAACAAUUGUAGAUACUCCUGGCAUAUUAUCUGGAGAAAAGCAAAGAGUUGACAGAGGCUAUGACUUUGCCGGUGUUUUGGAGUGGUUUGCGGAGAGAGUGGAUCGUAUUAUUCUGCUCUUCGACGCCCACAAAUUAGACAUAUCAGAUGAAUUUCGAAGGAGCAUCGAAGCUUUGAGAGGUCACGACGACAAAAUUCGUAUUGUUCUGAAUAAAGCAGAUAUGAUUGAUCAUCAACAACUUAUGCGUGUGUAUGGAGCUCUCAUGUGGUCUCUGGGUAAAGUAUUAAACACACCAGAAGUAGCACGAGUGUACUUAGGAUCGUUUUGGGAUCAACCAUUAAGGUAUGAUUACAAUAGAAAAUUGUUUGAAGCUGAAGAGCAGGAUUUAUUUCAAGAUUUGCAAAGCUUACCAAGAAAUGCUGCUCUUAGAAAACUCAAUGAUUUAAUCAAAAGAGCUCGAUUAGCCAAGGUUCAUGCUUACAUCAUCAGUUCUCUGCGUAGUAAUAUGCCAUCUAUGUUUGGCAAAGACAGCAAGAAAAAAGAACUUAUUAAGAACUUGAACAAUGUUUAUGAAGAGAUACAGCGAGAACAUCAUUUGCCACCGGGGGAUUUUCCAGACCUGAGGGAAAUGCAAGAGAAGUUGGUUGACAUGGACUUCACCAAGUUUCACCCUCUAAAGCCCAAACUUUUGGAAACAGUUGACAAAAUGUUAGCUGAAGAUAUUGCACGUUUGAUGGCACAGAUUCCGCAAGAGCAACGUCUUCAGUCCAGUGAGGAAUCAAAUGUGAAAGGUGGUGCCUUUGAUGGAGUUCAACAGAGCCCCUUUACCUUUGGCAGAGGAGAAGGCAUAGAUGCAGGAUCAAUGGAUUCAGAAUGGAUCGUAGGUAAAGAGCGUUACAAAUAUGACGAUAUCUUUCAAAGUCUAAAUCCUGUAGAUGGCAAAAUCACAGGCGCCAGUGCUAAAGCUGAGAUGAUUAAAUCCAAAUUACCCAAUACCGUCUUGGGCAAAGUGUGGAAGCUCUCAGAUAUAGAUAAGGACGGUAUGUUAGAUUCUGAUGAGUUUGCGCUAGCCAUGCAUCUCAUCAAUAUCAAAUUGCAAGGUCAUGAUUUACCUCUUGAAUUGCCCGAACAUUUGGUACCUCCAUCCAAAAAAAUGUUUAUACGUUAGCUGUACUUGCGUCUUAUAUUUGCCAAUGAAAUAUUUCGCAUCGUGUAUUUACUGAGAUAGAUUCUUCUGUGACUGCCCCACGAGUUUUGUUUUGGCUUCUUGAAAGAAUGUACAAAACUGUUACUGGCAAAUUUGGUUUAAAAGCUGCCUCACUUGUCCAAACUUCUUUUGUCAGUAUAUUUCUGUAUCCUAUUACUUUUUUCUUAAUUACUUUGUAUUUGCAAUUUUUAUCAUCUUUUUGUAUAGCGUAAUUAACAUUAACUGACAGUUCGAAUGCAUCCUGAGAUGCAUUUGCUCAAGUAAUCUCUUAUCUCAAGCAAGAAUAUAAUUGUGCUCUCGCAUAAAUUUAUAUAAAUGCGUUUGUUAUGUGUGUGUAUUUAUACAUAUACAGUCCGACUGAUAGAUUUGAUUGAUUGAAUUUUCUUUAACAUUUUAUUGCAGUUUCUUUACCGAUUUCGUACAAAUGUGAAUGCGCUUUAUGAAACCUAACUUAAUUCUUUAAAUUUUCUUAUAAAGUCUUUUAGGAAUGAGUAAAAAAUAUGAAUUAUUUAUUGUACUGAGCUUUCAUCUGUGCUACUUCUUGCAAGGCAUCUAAAAGUAAUUAUUUUAAUUUAAAGCCAUUAUUUUUAAUUUGAGUGUAAAACGUGGAACUUGGUUACGUGUCCUCAAUUUGAAGUGCCUAGUGUGCCUAUCAUACUGAUGAAAACAGUUCUGAAUGCGCAUUUCGAAACAAAACAAUCGUUUCUUGCUCUUUAAAUAAGUAAUUAACUAAUUAUUCGAGGAGUGCUUGAAAACAGUUAAUUUCAUUCCCUGCUGCUGCUUUUGCUAAAGGACAGGAUUAGUUAUGAAACUCGGAAGUGUUCUACUGAGUACUUAAAUUCCUUUCGAAAACGCUUAAAGUAUUACAGAUUUAGUACUUAACUUUAAUUUAUUAUGCAUAGAAUAUUUAAUUUUAAGGUAUCAGUUUGUACCUGGAAUAUAUAUAUAUAUAUAUAUAUAUAUAUAUCAGUCAUAAAAGUAUUAUAAUUGUUUUUCCAGAAAAGUGCUGUGCGGUAAAUAAUUGGAAGACUUCAAAAUUUUUUAAGUAUAAAACUGUAAAUUUUCUGGGAAUAAGUAAGAGUGCUUUUCUAAAUUCUAUGAAAUAUUUCAUCCUAGGGACCAAUUUUGCAUAAGAUUUCUCUUUAGAAUAAUUGUUCAUUUUUUUCUUGUGUGUGUUUGUGUAGCCAACAUUUUUGGAAGAGGAAGUUUGUUUUCUUUCAUCGCGUCUUAUUUUGAAAACAUUAUCUGAUGUGUAUUUGUUCAGGUUCAAAACAUCGUACAUUGAAAAUAACAACUUUUUGAAUAUGUUCAGAAUUACGUCAUUUUGCAUAGUUUCCUGUAAAAAAACAAAUCAUCAUCGCAUAAAAUGAUACACUUUAUAAAUUUAUUCGCAAGAUGAUUUUUUUAACCUUUUUCCGUCUUUUUUUCCUGUAGAAAUUUUAAAUUUUGAUACAUGAUAUUUUGCAUGCAUCAAAAUUUUAUGAUUUAGGAACGAAUAUGAAUGUAAAAUAAAAAUUGACAUUAAUGAACUAGAAACACUAAUUUUAAGUAUCUUAAUUUUGUUUUUAAUGAACUAUUAUAAAAGAGAAUAAUUAUAAAAUAUAUGUAAUGAUUUUGAAAAUAAAUUUAUAAUUCUAUAAUAUGCCAUUAACUCCAGGAAAAAUUAACAAGCGGUAGCUUCUUAUAUUUUUAUGAGUAAUUAUCAAUAAAAUUACAGCAUGUUAUAUGUAAAAAUUGACCAAAAAAAGAAAUAUUCAUUUUUGGAAGUAGUAUGUUGCUCUCUAUUAAUAAUAUUGCUUUAUGACUGAAUGUAAUUUUCAGGAUCCAACCAGAUGCUCUCAACAGUUGAGCUUAUUUACUUUUUAGUUUCAAUGGACUUUCAUGUAUGAAACUGUAGUAAUUACUUGUUAUUCUUCUGUGGUUGUUAUUGUACGAUAGAAAAUUUUGAUGCACCAAUAUUGUUUUUGGUAUUGAAUAGUUUAAUAAACUGUUGAUAAAAUU